Molecule: messenger RNA, 816 nt
Organism: Octodon degus (degu)
Lineage: Eukaryota; Metazoa; Chordata; Mammalia; Rodentia; Octodontidae
Product: granzyme B(G,H)-like
Exons: 5
Coding region: 1-816 (271 amino acids)
Biological process (GO): proteolysis
Cellular component (GO): intracellular membrane-bounded organelle; cytoplasm
Molecular function (GO): serine-type endopeptidase activity
Source: RefSeq, a predicted model, not a curated record
AUGCAGCUACUCUUGCUCCUGUUGGCCUUCUCUCUACCCUACAAGACAAGUGCAGGAGAGAUCAUCGGAGGACGUGAAGCCAAACCCCACUCCCAUCCUUAUAUGGCCUUCAUUGAAUUCUGGUAUACUACCUCUACAUCACAGUGUGGUGGCUUCCUGAUACAUGAGAAGUUUGUGUUGACAGCUGCUCACUGUUUCAACAGAAUUCUGGAGUCAAAGAUCAUAGAAAUAGUUGUCGUUCUGGGGGCGCACAACAUCACGAAACAAGAGAAGACUCAGCAGUACAUACGUGUGCAAAGACGCAUCUCACACCCACAAUUCAGUCUUGAAACAUUCGCCAAUGACAUCAUGCUGCUGCAGCUGAAGGAAAAGGCCAUGCUGACUAAAGAGGUUCAGAUUCUACAGCUGCCUAGCAGAAAUUCCCAGGUGAUGCCAGGUGUCGUGUGCCAGGUGGCUGGAUGGGGAAUGAUGGACCAAACUGGAAAAUUUGCAAACACACUGCAGGAAGUGGAGAUGACAGUACAAAUUGAUGAGGAGUGUGAAGUCCACUAUCCCAAUUACAACAGUGCUAUUCAAAUGUGUGUUUGGGACCCAGACAUUCAAAAAACCUCCUCUUUGGGUGAUGCUGGAGGGCCCUUCAUGUGUAAUAAUGUGGUUCAGGCCAUUGUCUGCUCUGGAAGCAAAGAUUGGAAACAUCCACAAAUCUACACCAAACUCUCACCUUAUCUAGACUGGAUAGAGAAAACCAUAAAAUAUCUCUUACUGCAGGAAACAAAUGAAGCCCCAUCUCUGAGCAACCAUCUUUCCUGGGUCUGA